CUAAAACUGACAGUCAAAGUCUGACCUUGUACCCUGAAACUGACAGUCAAAGUCUGACACUAAAACUGACAGUCAAAGUCUGACCUUGUACCCUGAAACUGACAGUCAAAGUCUGACCCUGUACCCUGAAACUGACAAUCAAACUCUGAUACCCUAAAACUAACAGUCAAAGUCUGAACCUGUACCCUGAAACUGACAAAGUCUGACCCUAAAACUAACAGUCAAAGUCUGACCCUGUACCCUGAAACCCACAUAGGGGUGUGGUUGUUGAACUGGAGAGUGAGAAAUGCCAUACUGCUACACAGUUCAAUUGAUUUGGUGUAACUCUUUAGAGGCAGCAGGGAAAGAUGGGCAAUAUGGUGGCAGAAAUACUUUAUAUCAGUGUAACCCAACCUGGGUUGAACCUGGGGCAAAGCAAAGUAAGAAGCAGUUUAGCCCCGUGUAGGUGUAUGUGACUGCAGGAAUGCAGAGUCCAGGCUGGAAGAGAAAGGGUUCAUCACACUCUCACAGAGAGAGCCCUGGUGCUGCCAAGGACACUCAGUGCAACCUGCCCCAUUAGCAUAACAAUGCCCGACCUGCCCCCUUCUCUAACACCUCAGCUCUGAGCCUGCAGUUGCCAAGCAGCCCUGUUUGCCUUAGGUAAGUGUGUGUGUCCUACUUGUCUCACUCCUCUUGUCUCUGGAUUCCUUCCUCUCCGGCAGCAGCUUCCAGGGGCCGUGGGAUCAGCAGGAGCAGGGAGUUCUUACAGGAGCCUGAGAAAGAGAAGUUGGCCCAUCUCAUGCCCAGAACAUCAGCUAUUUCCCACUGGCCUUGAAGCCUCAGUGACAACAAGAUGGCACAUAAUGACUUUACUGCAGCCACAUUCAGAGCUCCUGUUGCAGUUUAUUGUGGCAGUGUACCCAAAAUGAAACCCGGUUAUGGAUCUAUGAUCAAUAGGAGUGUUGACUCAAACCUCCAGCUUUGUGGGAGCAGAUGGGCAGCAGCAGAAACAGCUGAGAUUCAGUCGACACUAAGCUUCCAGAUGAAGAGGUCCUAUCUGUGGGAGGAUGAGUUCCAGAGUCAGGAGAUAAAGCCCUUCCAUAUGGAGAUACAGGGAAGAAAUGAUCCCCUCCUAGGGGAAAGGAAAAAGCAAUGGGAGCAGGAAGUGGACAGUGCAAUGCUGGAAACUGCCCGGCUCAAGGACAAAUUAAAAAGGAAACUAUCAGAGGGGACCAAAGGAGUCCCAAAUGAUGGUGCCAAUUCAGCUGGGCCCCCGCUUAAACCUGCUGUUCCAAGAAGCGCCUCCCUGAGGUUGCUGAAUGCAACACCACCAGUGCCCCCAAUACAACGGAGUCCACAGAGGAGCCCGACACCACAAACUGCAGCAUUAACAGAAUCUGCAACUCAGACCUGUAACACAUUCACUGAUGCUCUAAUGUUCCCGGAAAGUUCAGAUGGACAAUCUCCAGCAUCUGUGGAGCUCCACAACUCUCUACAGCACCCACGUUACAGUACCGAAAAGAAGUGGACAGCACUUAGCGGAACUGUGAUCCCCCCAAUCCCCAAAUCCAUGGUAAUAGUUUCUGAGCCAAUGGGGGAUCCCUCCUUUCAGACUCACAGAGAUAUACCAAAUCCAAAACAGUGCCGAGGACAGGAAAGUUCUAACCAGAGCAGGAUCCCUGAAGAAAAGUCAAUUAAACAGUUGGAGAGCCGAGAUCUGGAGUCUGUCUCGUACCAAGAUCAGCAGGUCGCAAAGGAUUCUGGGACAUAUAUGGAAUCAAAUCCAAUUUCCUUCAGCUUGGGGAGAGAUGGGACAGAGUUUUCUCAGUCGAAUGAAGAGGGGAAAGAAAACACAGGAAGGAUAAAUUUCACUAUAUCCAAGUCAGCCCAGGACAAGAUGAGGCAGAAGCAGCUGGAGAUGGAGAAUAUUUUGCAGAAUAAAAGGAAGAACAAACAACAGCUCUGGGAACGGCUACAGUUUGGGGAUCCGGGAGGAAUCUGCCUGGACUACCCUUCAUCAUCUGUGUCCACCAGUCUAAGUGGUGCUGCUACAAUACCAGGAGCCUCGGAUAAACGCCGAACCACAGCCAGUUACUCUGCCACCAAAUUUGUGAGUCGCACGUCCCUACCCAGCAUUUCAUCUGUAAACCAAGACCCUACAGCCAGUGACAUGCGGCAUGCAUCAGCCUAUUCCCUGCCUGCCUACUUCCAGGAUUGCUUAGAGUGGGACUCGGACUCUGAGAAUGGAGGGCAAAGCAUUGGUCCUAUGUCUCACCCCGAGCAAGGGUUGAUCGAAGCCCUACGGCAACUCAACAACAAAGAUUGGGAGCAAAAGGAGAAGGGUCUCAGUAGUGUGAAGUGCCUGUCAUCCUGUCACCCCGACGUACUCUACUCCCGCCUCCAUGAUGUCUCUGCGUCAGUGACCAGAGAGGUCAGCAAUCUACGUUCCAAGGUGUCCCGUCAUGCCAUUCGGACCAUAGGGGACCUUUUUAAACACCUAAAGAAGAGCAUGGACCCGGAGGUAGAUGAGAUUUCCCGCAUUCUUCUCCACAAAAUUGGGGACACCAAUGAGUUUAUUCGGGAAGAAUCUGAGAAAUCCCUCAGUAUCAUGGUGGAAAAUGUGAGCCCGUCAAAGGCUUUGCCGGCGCUGAUGGCUGGAGGUAUCAGCCACCGGAACAGCUCGGUGCGGAAGUGUACGGCUAAAUAUCUUUUCAAUGUGAUGGAACAGCUGGGGGCGGAGAGGCUCUUGUCUGGAAGUAGGGAGAGUAACGACACAUUGCUGCGCACAGUGGUCAAACUGAACCAAGAUGGGCAGCAGGACACCAGAUUCUAUGGGCGCAGGAUGUUCUGCUUACUGAUGGGAAACCCAAAGUUUGAGAGCAAGAUGGAGCGACUUAUUCCUUCUCAUGAUCUGCGGGACCUCAUAGACACCGUCAAACAGAAAGAAGCCACUGACAGUCUAUCACAAGCCCCUUCUGCCAAGUGUCAGAGAUCUCUCCAGAAGAGCAUCACUGUGCUUCCCCAGGAAAGCCCGACUCCAGAACAAAGUAGGCCAACAGAAGUAGAACUAGAACCUCAAGAGUCCCCUGUGCCAAAACGACAGCCUGUCAGGACCACGGAGGUCACAGAGCAGCUCAAGGAGCUCAGCAAAUUAUUAACGGCCAAGGACUUUCAGGGCAAAAUGGAUGGUGUGACCCUUGUUCUGGAAUAUUCCAGGAACAACCCGAAAUUUGUCACCGCUAAUAUCACACAGAUUUUUGACUCCUUUAACCGGCGGUUGCAAGACGCCAAUAAGAAAGUCAAUCAAUUUGCGUUAGAGUCGGCGGUGCUCAUGAUCCCGCUCCUGAAGGAGAGUCUGCACCAUGUUCUGGUUCCUAUGGUAACGGCGGUGACGGACAAUCUGAACUCCAAGCAUUCUGGGAUUUACACAGCCGCGGUGAUGGUGCUGGAUACGCUCAUUGCUAACAUAGACAAUUUGUGGUUGUUGCAGCCAUUUGCCAGCAGAAUCCGUUUCAUCAGCGGCCGAGCCAUGAGUGACAUCACAGAGCGCCUGUCUGGGCUUGUAACAUCCGUCUACCCACGGAAGCCUCAGGCUGUGGAGCGCCAUGUUCUACCGGUGCUUUGGUAUUUCUUGUGUAACAUCACAGGAAACGGUGUUUUCCCUGGACGGAACGGCAACUUCAAAGAGGUGGUCAGCAAACUGGCCAAGACUCUAUAUAAAGAAAUGGGACCCAGCCUUGAAGAGUACGCGUCUGGCCAACCACAACAUGCCAUUAGGAUGCUGGCUGACAUAUUAGGAACACAACGGCACUAAAAUUCCAAUGUUCAGCAAUCUGUGUUCAGCUUGUAGAAUAACAAUGCCCCCCUUCAAGAGACAAGACUAAGAAUCACAGGUUGAAGAUGAACCCCUUUAAAAGGAGGCCCUACCAUGGCACAAAGCUAUAUCAGUGGACCCAAGUUGAUUGAAGAAAAAUGGAUUUUUCGAAAAAAAAGGCCUUUUUUGGUACUAAUUUGCCUUUUCCUUUGUGUCUGAUGCACUUAAUGGAGCAACUUAUAAACAUAGAGUCAGUAUUGAUGGGACUCUCUAUGGUUUUUAACAGCCUCAUAAUGAUCCAGACACUAUUAAAUCACUUAUGCUGGAAAUAAGGACUUAUUGACUUAUGUAUAGAAGGAAAACAAUUUGAGAAGACUGGAAUUAAUCUUGUAAUUUAUAUUAAAUGAACUCAGAGAAUACUUCAUCAUCAUCAACUCAUUUAAAGGGGAGAUACAUCUCAUCUAGAAGUAGGUUUAUUUUUCAUCAAUAGACAGGAUAGUUUGAGGGCAUGGGUUAUAGCAUGUCCCAGAUCCUCUUUCUUAUUAUAGACAAGGUAAGCAAGAUGGCAGCUCCGCUUGUAAGUAUACGUACAAAUAUGCAUGUAAGAAAUAUUCUGUAUAAGCUGUACCCUCAUAUUGCACUCUUGCUUACCUACAGGGUGUUUGGUCCCUUUUACAACUAAACGAGCCAUUGCGUAUAUCUCAUUAUAUUUAUUGAAUAACAGGUAGAGACAAAGGGAACUCUGACUGUCUUCCCCUUUAACCAGUAGACUUUUUUUAUUUGUGUAUGGAUGCAGAUAAGCUUCAACAACACGAUAUGAAAGAAUACAGGCAAAGGUUUAUAAUGCAAGGCCUCUUCAUUACUACAAUCCCUCAUUCUGAUACUUGUCCUUAUGUACGCUAUAAACUGGCUCCACCCACUUAUCCAGUCUUUUGUUUGAACUUUGUACAAGUCAUUAAGUAAAGUGGCCGUUCCAUAUUUUGCUUCUCACCCCCUUUCUACACUGUAUUCAGGUUGUGAUAAUCCAGGCACUUUAUUACAGAGAAACGUAACAAGUUCUAUAUUGUAUCGUUGUUAUUCCAUAAAGAUAAUGUGAACACAGAGGAACAAUCUGAAUAUCUAACAUGUCAUGCAUUAGUCACUGUACAAUAUUCAGGCUUUCCCUGUGUAAAUACUGUAUCAUGAGUCCCAGCAUUAAAGCCAUAUUUUUCUA
Molecule: messenger RNA, 5006 nt
Organism: Xenopus laevis (African clawed frog)
Lineage: Eukaryota; Metazoa; Chordata; Amphibia; Anura; Pipidae
Gene: togaram2.S
Product: TOG array regulator of axonemal microtubules 2 S homeolog
Exons: 20
Coding region: 833-3793 (986 amino acids)
Biological process (GO): microtubule cytoskeleton organization
Cellular component (GO): cilium; cytoplasmic microtubule
Molecular function (GO): microtubule binding
Source: RefSeq, a predicted model, not a curated record